AUGUUAGCGAGUACGCUGGCGUUGCUUGUCAAGACUGUGGCUCUUGCACUUACCCAAUCGAAGGCUUUUGCUGUGAAUGUCCACUGGAGUGGGCAGGCGUGCUAUGUCAAAUGCUUGAGAUGAAUACGAGAUCCACUACGCGACAACCAGCAAUAAUGAUGACGCUGAAAUGUCAUAGCCGGAGGACUGACAGAAAAUUGCACUGACUUCAACUUGUAAUUUAAUUAAUUAAUUUAUUUUGCAUAGUUUGCAAAUAAAUUUGGAAAGUAUGAUUUCAUUUAAUUUAGAUGCAUAUAUUUACAAUAAAAUGUGUCACUUCGGCUGGCACAAAGCUGUCUACAUAAU
Rhagoletis zephyria (snowberry fruit fly) is the source of this 345-nucleotide messenger RNA. RefSeq names its product protein serrate-like. Lineage: Eukaryota; Metazoa; Arthropoda; Insecta; Diptera; Tephritidae. The record is from RefSeq and is a predicted model, not a curated record.